Artibeus jamaicensis (Jamaican fruit-eating bat) is the source of this 2271-nucleotide messenger RNA. RefSeq names its product mitochondrial ribosomal protein S24 (gene MRPS24). The record is from RefSeq and is a predicted model, not a curated record. The transcript has 4 exons. Bases 44 to 547 code for a protein of 167 amino acids. Gene Ontology annotation, biological process: translation. NCBI's taxonomy places the organism in Eukaryota, Metazoa, Chordata, Mammalia, Chiroptera, Phyllostomidae. Gene Ontology annotation, cellular component: mitochondrion.
CUCGGCGACGCGCUGUUACGUCACGGGCUGCGCUCGGCCGAAGAUGGCGGCCUCCAUGUGCUGCCAAGGACUCGAGCCGUGGGUGCUUUCCUGGGGCCGCGCGCUGCCGUGUGCGUGGCGCGCCCUGCACGUCUCCUCCGCGUGCGCCAAGAAUCGAGCGGCCCGGGUCCGAGUGGGCAAAGGGGACAAGCCGGUGACCUACGAGGAGGCGCACGCUCCUCAUUACAUCGCCCACCGCAAAGGCUGGCUGUCGCUGCACACAGGUAACCUGGACGGGCAGGACCACGCUGCAGAGCGCACGGUGGAGGAUGUUUUUCUUCGCAAGUUUAUGCUGGGCACCUUCCCCGGCUGCCUGGCCGACCAGCUCGUCCUGAAGCGCCGGGCUAACCAGGUGGAGAUCUGCGCUCUGGUCCUGAGGCAGCUGCCUGCGCACAAGUUCUACUUCCUCGUGGGCUACAGCGAGACCCUGCUGUCCCACUUCUACAAGUGUCCCGUGCGUGUGCACCUCCAGACGGUGCCCUCAAAGGUUGUGUAUAAGCACAUCUAGGACGCUCGUCUUUUCUGCAUCAGCCUCCGGCAGCACAGAAGCGUGUGGGGGAGGGGUGGAGUGGGGAUGGGGAAGCACGGCCCUGAGUCCACAGACUUCGCUUUCAGAGCUGCUGUUGAGUCGCGGACUGCCCCUGGGGUCUGGCCCCUCGUCUGCCUUUACCCUUUAGGAAGAAGAACUCAGACAGGGUUGCCCUGAGGGUGCUCAGGGUCCCAGGAAGGGGCCGCGUACGAUGCGCUGUGGUAGCAGCUUUCAGGCUGUGGAAAGUGUUGUUAACUACAGUCACACGGUUUUCACCCGGGUCUCAGGUACUCGUGCGUCUUGCGUAACUGAGACUCGAACCCCGGACCAGCAUCUCCCAUUCCCCCUCCUCCUGCCCCUGGUGACCAGCACUCUGCUCUGCUUCUUUGUCAGCUGCUGUUGGUGCCCCGUGAAAGUGGGAUGGUGCAGCGUCUGUCGUUCUGGGUUGGGCUUAUUUCCUUUAGUGCAAUGUCCUCUGGUUUACCCACACCCCAAGUGGAGGGACGUCUUUAUGGUGGCUGAGUGACAUUCUGUUGUGUGCGUGUGCCACGUGUGAGUCCACCCUCUGAUGGGCAGGUGGGCCGCUCCCGUGUCCUGGCCACUGUGAGUGAUGCUGACACGAACUUGUGGGUGUGCACGCGUGUCUGCGGUGCUGGUUCCACUUCUGGGAAACCCCCAGAGGAGGACGUGCUGGGUCACGCGUGGACCUAGUUGUGGUUUCUGAGGACCCUCCAGCCCGUUUGCCACAGGCCACUCGCUCUAAGUUGCGUUCCUACCAACAGUGUGUGAGAGGCUCCCUUUUCUCUGCAGUGAGCACUUUGUUUUCAAUGUGGGGAGAUCAAGGACGCCUCCAGGAACCUCCUUGUAGGCUCCUCCUGGGGGUGAGCACCGGACCUCCCAGCACACCUGCGUCAGAAGGGCCUGUGGACGGGAGGGAGCUUCGCUGCAGCGGGAAGCCGAGGCUGUGGGGCUCAGACGCGGCCCGAGGGAAGGGGCAGGGAGGCGCGUCCACCGCAGCUCCUCACGACCCAGGUGCAGGCAGCCUGGCUGUGGGCAGGAGGAGUCUGGCUCGAGGGGUGUAUUCCAGGCUGGCGGUUUUGGUCUUUGGCGGGUCAGGGGCCUCCCCGCAGCCUUCUGAGAGGCCAGCCUGUGUCCUUGCCGCCCGGCACCUGGCUCCUCGGUGCUGGUGGACGCCCGCUCUGCUGCAGGUGCACAGCUGCCCUGGAGACGCCUGCCUCACGUGCUUUCCAAGUGGGAAGCCCCUGGAUUGGGCGUCCCGGUUACAUCAGUUCGUGACUCUUUCAUUUUCACCCACCUGGUCAUCGUUUCAGCCAGACACCCCUUGUGUAUGGAGGACCGAGUUCUCUCAGGAUGAAGCCCAGUGGUUGCAGCUUUUCUCUCUGCCCAUCCUGCCCCUCCACCUGAUCAAGAUCUAGAAAUGAAUUGGAAACUCAUUUGUAUCUUUUGUUGCACCUAGGGAGAUGGUUCAAUCCACGAUGGAGCAUGUAAAUAAAUGUAUACGUCUAGAAUAGUAUUUCCAGUUGUCACCUGCUGAAAGUUGAGACAUGGCCGAUACUGGCUUUUUAUUAAAUGGCUGCGUUGCACAGAAGUCAGUCUGUACGAUGGAGAAUGUGAUGGGUUUUGUAAGUUCUUUACAAAGACGUUCUUUUGCACUGCAUUUAAAAUAAGUUUGUUAAAUUUUA